Clunio marinus is the source of this 4658-nucleotide messenger RNA. The record is from the annotation of a GenBank genome assembly. Lineage: Eukaryota; Metazoa; Arthropoda; Insecta; Diptera; Chironomidae.
GAUUUCGAUCGAAACUUAAGUUUUUAAAUCUUUUUAAAUCAAUAAACAGUGCUUUAUUUCGCGAUAUGUCGAUGUGAUUUUAUUAUUCGAGUCUUUAAUAUUAUCAAGUGAAUGAAAUUGAUUGUGUAGAAACGACGAAUUGCUGACAAAAUCUCGUUGGAAAUUGGAAAAAAAUUUCACUCCAUUGUCUCUUCUUCUCUUAAAAGAAAGAAUGGCUUCAAGGCAAAAUUCGUCGCAAAUGCUCAAUAACCAAUCAUCAUCAUCAAAUAGCACAAAUUCAACAAAUGCAAAAGAAAAGACGGGUCACGCCAAAUCGGAUACGAAAAAUAAACAUGAUAAGAACUCGUCAUCAACUCCUGGUCAUAUACCUAUGAGCACUAACUCAAUUAUCAAUUCUAUGAACAAUAUGUCUAAAAGAAAGGGAACUUCUUUUCAAAUUACUUCAGUUUCUGUAAGUUCCGGAAAUAAUCAACAACAACAACAACAGAACCAGCAACAACAACGUAAUAGUUCAGAAAAUAACAAUGGUGACGAUUCUGCUGAUGAUUUAGAUGAAUCACAUACUGAUGAUAACAUAAGUCGAAUUACAGAUUAUGAGACACCGAGCUUUUCUGAAGACACUUUUUCAAGGGAAGAUGUUUUCUUUACCCAACCAAAUGCAUUUGGUACAGCGCCUGUGAUUCCAACAAGCUCACAAUAUGGACUAGCAAUUGUAGGACCGGAUUUAGGUGGAAAUGGAUCGAAUUUGACAGAUGUUCAUGUCAGUGUUACAGAUGCUGGAAUUAACAUAAUGGGACAAAUUCCUAAUAAACAAGACGUAGAUCAUAAAAAUGAACGGUUCAAAGUAGUCAAAAUUGAAAGUACGGAGCCUUUUAAGAGAGGACGAUGGAUGUUGGCUUCAAUUCCUACUCAUAAUGAGCAUCAAACAGUGGUGCAAAAUCAGGCACAAACAAUGCCUCGAUCACAACUUGAGCAGCUCAUCACACAGGAAAAUUCCAUUACGCAGCAGAGUUCAUUAUCGAACGCUAUCAAUGUCAAUGAUUCACCACCAAAUCACACCGAGAAUACUUCUUCUUCUUCUUCUUCAGAUACAUUACCAAGGCAAGCAUCACAUAUAAACCAAGCAAAUGUUGGUAGCAGCAUUCAGGCAAAUCAAUUGACGACAGACAACAACUCAUUUGCUAUGAAUCAUCCACAUCAUGCACAUUCAAUGACGCCUGACAUGAUACAACGAAGUUUACAUCAAGAGACUCAACAACAGCAAAUUCAACAGCAAGGAGUGACAUUACCAACAAAUAUUCUUAUGCAAAAUUUGGGAAUUGAUCAACAGCAGCAACCACAAUCACAACAACAACAACCAGAACAGCAAUCUCAAUCUAUAAACGCUUCUUCCAAUAUUAAUAACAACUUACCACCAACAUUAGUGUCUCCGAUGUCAUCUAAAACUGAUAAUAAUAAUUUAGUGGAUCAACAGCAACAACAGUCACAACAAGAUUUAACAAUGACAAGCCAUGUUGCAAGUGAACUAAGCAGUAAUUCAAAUAAUACAACAGCAAUUGGUGAUGACGGACAAUCAUUGAACGAGGAUAGUGAAAGAAAUAUUACAAUGACAUUAAAUGUCAAAUAUAAUAAGAAUGCGAAACGAACGGCUUACUUGCCAUAUCAAAAAGUUAAAAUUGCAUCUUCGGGAGAGUCAAAGAGAAAGUUGGAUGAAGUUUCGGAAAGUAAUUAUAGCAAUAGAAGUUUAAAUGGAAUGAAAUCGUCAAUGAAAUUUUUUGAAAAUGUGCCGCGUGAUAUUUUUACCAACUUAUUGAAGACAGAUUUCCUUAACUUAGAUGAAAAACAAUUGGAAUCCGAAAUGAAUACUGAAAAAUCAAAUUUAAUGUUAUUUGACCAAUUUAGUAAGUCAACAACGUCAGCUGCUGUUAAAUCUCACACAGAAUCGUCAUCAUCAGGCUUAAGUGUUGCCGGUUUAAGCAUAAAUCUGUCUUCUUUGGGUCCUUUAUACUCAACUAUUAGGAGUCGUAACAAAGAAAGCAAUUCUAGUAAUCGAGUCAGCCGAGCUGCUUCUCCUGCCCCUGGGAAUUCAGCUGAUACUUUUAAAAUGAACGCAACUGCAUUAAAUUGCUGUAGCAAUAAUUAUUUAACUAAAAUCGUUCACACAAAUGAAAGCGGCCUAACUGAAAGUGCAAAUCGUAAGGAUGAAAUGCCAUCUGCAUUGCCAAUGAUUAAACCAGAAUUUUUUCUGAAUGAUCGUUCAUUAGUUGCUGUUUAUUGCUUCAUCAAAAACUUCAUCGGUAUGAAAACAGACAUGAUGGCCGUUCAUCAAAUUCAUUCAGUUGGUGGAAAAAAAGAUAUUCUAAGAGAUGUUGUUAUAAAAUACAUUGAUCAUUUCUAUCCUGAUGCGUCUGGUACAAGUGCAGUAGCAAUCGAUAACAAAAUUGAACAAGCUAUGGAUCUUGUCAAGUCACAUUUAAUGUUUGCCGUCCGAGAAGAAGUAGAAGUUUUAAAAGAGAAAAUUGCAGAGCUUAUGGAUCGUAUAAAUCAAUUAGAAGUGGAGAACACGAUAUUGAAGGCCAAUGCAAGUCAAGAAACACUUUCACAACUCUCAACAGCAGCAACGACUGCUUCAACUCAAUCAACGAUUCAAACAUCACCAGCACAACCACAAAGCUCUCCUGCACUUAGCAAAAUAAACAUUGACGUCUCAGUUCUACAAGCUGCAAAUGCUGCUGCUGCUGCAAGUCCAUCAAGUCAAACUUCACAGCAGCCCUCAACCACCCCACCAACACAAAAUCCAACGGCCACUUCCUAGAUAGAUAAACUAUUGGGACUGCUAAGCAAGUUUUAAGAAUUCCUUCAUUUUUUCCUUUUUUAUCAAACAACGGGACGUUGGUCGUUCUUAUUAAAGGAAAAAUGGGUUGAAGGAAUAUAAAAAAAUCAAAAAAUUAUUUAAUUAUGUCAACUUAAAGCUGUUGAUUCGCAGAAGCUUCAAACAACAUAUGUCAUUGUCUUAUGUAACGAUUGUGACAUUCGACUUAAAUAUGAAACUUUUGAGAGGAAAAGAAGAUUAUAUUGUGAUUUGUAUCUUCAUAACUAAAACUUGACAUGAUAAAAAAGAAAAGGAAGAAGAAGUAGAAGCUAAUAUUAGAUGUUAAAAAAUGCUUAAAGCUCUGUGAUGAGACUGGAGUUGAAGAUGAAGAUGUUGACUAAUUAUGAACUUUGAAGAAAGACGGAAAAGUAAAAACAAAAAAGAAAAAGUUUUUGUUAAGAUGAUCGCUUGCUGAUAUUUUUCUAAGCUUAUUAAUGACUAACAAGAUAUUUGCAUCAAACUUUUGUGAACAGCAAGAGAAACAUAAGUCAAUGCAGAAUUUAAUUAUCUGAAAGAAUAAAAAAGAGAGAAAUCUUCACGGGGAUGUGAUUGAUUAGCUGGCUUUUAAUUCACUAAAUGAUGCUUUUAGAUUUUAUUUUCUUCAUCUAAACUUCCUCAAAAAGCAAGCAUAAACCGUAAAUGCAAACAUCACUUUAUUACUGUAAAGAAAAUUAACUUUAAGAAUCUUGCUGAGCUAAAGAAAUUCAAAAGAAAAACAGCAUGAAAAAUCAGAUCAAUCUGGAUUUUGAUUAAUCUCUCGUUGAAGACUUCUAAAGUCAAAAACAUAAAAGAUUACUCUUAUUUUUAAGUGAAAAGCUUCAAACAAGUAUUAGUCUUGAAAACAAAUAUUAAAAGAGAAUAUAAAAUUGUACAUAUAUGUUUAAAUUAUGUUGAAGAUGAAUGUUCAAUGAAAAUGAGUGUAAAUAAUAACGAAAAAUUAAGGAAGUUUCUUUUGUAAAAUGAAAAGUUUCCUGAUGAUGAUAAUGAUGAUCAAAAACUAUGAUUUUCAUGACUCAUUUUAAAUGAUAAAUUAAUUAUCUAUUUACUUGACAUUAAAACCUAACAAUUAUCAGUUUUAGGCUGAAGACAUUGCAACAUAACGAUGUCGUUCCUAAAUAUUUAUGAUCAGAAAGAUUUUUAUUUUUAUUUCCAAAGAAUAUUUCAUAUUUCGUGAUCAUAAUCAUCAUCGUGUUGAUGCACUUUCAAGCUUAUAUGCUUGUAUAAUAUUUUUUAUCUAUCUCAUGAUGAAAUUAUUCCCUUUUUUAAAUUAAAUAAACUGAUUAGUUGAAUUAUUAUUUUUAUUCUUUUUUUAUUGAUUAUUUAUUUCAGAAUUUUUCUUCUUUUUAUAUUUAAAGUUUAAUUUAAGUUGCAGCGUCAUGCUGUUUAUUUUUCCAAUGCAACAUUUUAAUGAUCUUAUGUGACACGUGUGGUUAGUUGCAUUCAUAUGAUAAGACCUCGCAACUUGACCUUAAAGCAUUGAAUAAGCAACAUGUAAGGUUAUGACACGCCAAGUGUUGUCCCUUAAGUUACUCACGACAAUGCACUGUCGUCGCAAUAUUUUCAACUUUCAAUUUAAUAUCAACUGCAUUUUCAUUUUCUUUACUCUCACUAUUAUUUUGUAUUAUACCUACUUAAUUAAGAUCAAAAAUUUAAUAAAACCCAUUAAAAGUUGGCUGUGCUGUGCAAACAAACAAGAUGAUUUGAUGAGAUAAGGAAUGGGUAAAACUUCUAUAAUUUGAUGAAAUCAAACUUAAAUUAGAAAUAAAAAAUUGAAAACACAAAAAAA